This is a messenger RNA of Ceratina calcarata, 2800 nucleotides long. RefSeq names its product zinc finger protein 3 homolog. Bases 301 to 1716 code for a protein of 471 amino acids. NCBI's taxonomy places the organism in Eukaryota, Metazoa, Arthropoda, Insecta, Hymenoptera, Apidae. The record is from RefSeq and is a predicted model, not a curated record. Gene Ontology annotation, molecular function: protein binding. Gene Ontology annotation, cellular component: nucleus. Gene Ontology annotation, biological process: regulation of transcription by RNA polymerase II. The transcript has 6 exons.
UACCUAGCCGCGAAAGCGAGCGAGCACCACGGCUGCACCGCCGGAGAGGAUGGAGCAAAGACCGAAAUAUCGAUUUUUAGGCCCCUACGCGGCGGUUCGAUGCUCAUAUCUGCCCCGUGGCCCGUAUCCGCGCGAAGCGCCUUUCAAAACACCAACGACGCGUGCGAGACACUGUGCGUGCGGUGCCGCAAAAUCUUCAUCGAACAUUAAUCGUGUGCAAUUAAAAUAAGAAGCGAACGGGAGAGUGACCAAGGAAGCGAGACCGUGAAGUCGAGUGACGCGUAUACCAAGUUCUAGCCGAUGUCGUCAGAAAAAAUGGCCAUCGCCGCUUCGGAAAAUUAUCAACUAAAGUGGCACAGUUAUGGCGCGCAUCUGCACAGUUCCGUCGCGACGUUACUCCACUCGGAAUCCUUCGCAGAUGUCUUGUUAGCCACGUCCUGUGGCCGGCACGUGGCUGCUCAUCGAUUUGUCCUUGCUGCUUGCUCCUCGUACCUCAGUCAUAUUUUUCAAACAUGCCAUUUUGGUGCAAACACGAAUGCCCCAAUAAUCGUGGUUCUGCCAACGGAGAUCGGCUAUCGCACGUUAAAAAUUCUAAUUCAAUACAUGUACAGUGGCGAGGCUACAGUGACGAACGAUCAAUUGGAGGGUGUACUAAAAGCGGGCGAUAUAUUGCGCGUCCGCGGUCUAUGGAGAUCCAAUACUGGAAGCAAAAAGGAGAAUAUACAAUCGAACAACCAAAAAGUGGAACGAGAUAAACGGGAGCAACCACCUUUAACCGGACAGAUUCAGAAGAUCAAAUUGGUUCAGCCGAGCACGGAGAAGAUCGCCGAAAAUGCACAACAGACUACGCCGGUGCAAGACAACGUUCAACCUCAGAAACCUACCUCAGAAAGGAAAAGUAUCGAGAAGACCGACGAAAAGAUCAGCGAACCGGAAACUAAAAAGGUGCUGGAAGAGAAUAAGAAUAACGAACAGAAUAAGAAUAAAGAGAAUGUGGAGGCCAACGGGAAGAAAAGGAAGAGCACCGGUAGCGAUGUCGAGUCCAAGAAAUCUAAAAGCGAGGAUGGAGAAAACACCGAGAUAAAUCUGGAGCUUUUAGUGAAAGACGAACCAAUUUGGGAGGAAACUAUCGAUCCGUCGGACUCACUGACGAUAGACCAUGAGAUUGACAUAAAACCGGAAAUCGUACAUAGCGCGGAUGAAGAAGAAGAGUAUAGCCCGCUCACUUGCGACAUGUGCAGUCAAACAUUUAAUCGGCCAUCGGACUGGGUAAGACACAUUGAAUUUACACAUGCCGAUAUGACAGAAAAUCGAAGAAGAAAGAGGAAGGGGGACGUCGACGAUGACAGUAAAGAUUUCCCACCCUUAAAAUGUGAUCUCUGCGGUAACAUGUACUCCACGCCACAAGAAUGGGUGCGUCAUAUACAGACGGAGCAUACGGAGGAGCAGUUGGCUCUGAUGAAUAAUUCGGCGCCGCCAAAACCGAAAAGGGUUCACAGUCAUCAAAAGUUGUGCAACAUUUGCCAAAAAGAAUUUCCAAGUCAUGCAUCGAUGGUAAUUCACCAAAGAACGCAUACAGGAGAGAAGCCUUUUCUUUGUUCCUAUUGUCAAAAAGGCUUUAACGUAAAAAGUAAUUUGCUGAGGCAUUUAAGGACAUUGCAUGACAAAUACGUACAUCCCAGCUUGUACGGAAGUAACGGUAAUUCGAAUGCUUAAGCUCUUAAAUAAUCCUUCAAUUGUACAUGUUCUUUUCUCUCGUUAGUAUUUCAUUUACAAGACAAAUGUCACACGGCGUCUCAUAUACCUUCUAAAAUUACGUUCACAGACUGAAGGAACAGUAUAUGCAUUGAUAAUCCCGUAUAAGCAUGUCGAAUCGGUCCAAAUAAUUAAAUGUUGAUGCGUGACAUCUCCUUUGAAAAUGAACAGAUAUCGACAGCUUAAUUAAGUUUCAUUAAACUUUCAGUAUUCGUUCCUUGAAUUACAUUCAAUGAUUCUACAUGUUGGUGUAUAAUUUGUCUCUUGAUUAUGUGUAAGAAUAAGGUUGUUCUAUUUUGAAAAUGCGAUGCUAUUUUGUUCUAAACAAGCAAUAUCAGGGCUUUAAAACCAAAGAGGCUGAUUACUAUUGCCAAAGUGUCUUGUUUCUUUGCAACUUCAAUUCGUUCUUUCGACAAUGAAAGGAGAUGGAGAAUAUUUAUUUUGAUUGAAAAUUUAAUUUAACCGUGUAAGGAUAAGAAUUAACGAUAUACAGGUCUUCGCAGUAUGUGCGUGUAAAAUAAUUCAUAGUUUAAAUCAACAUCUAAUGAUUAAAACAUAUGGUUAUUUAGUAACUAUACGAAAUCUAAAUUAUGUAAGAUUUAAACUGUAUACAUCUAGGCUAUUCCAUCCACGGUAGCCCUCUUAUUCUCUCAGCUCGUAAGCGUAAUUAUGUAUUUUUAUAUUAAACUAGCUUAUACACAAAAGGUAUAAGAAAUAAGGUAAUUAAAAGUAAGUAAAAAAAUUCGAACUUCGAUUAGGCUAGGGCAUAAGAAAUAACGUAUAAUUCGAAAUUUAUCAAACGUUUUGGAAAUAUAUUGAGUUCUUACAUAUAAAAAAACGCAAUAUUAUCAAAAUAUUGUCACAGUCUAUGGAAUGAUAACAAUAUAAAUCUUUAAGAAUGACAUACAUGACACUGCGUUUAACAAUGGUAAUCAUGAUCGUGUCACUCUAUUAUGAAUCUUAGUGUCAAUUCUAUGUUGCGCUAACACUGUGACGAGCCAAACGACUUUUAAAUGUAAAAUUUAAAUAUAUUAACUUAAAAGUA